AUGUUGAUAAAUGAUAAUACAACUGUUAAUUUUAUUUUAUGAGAUGUUUUUCUUUUGAAUAUUUAUAUUUAUCGAAUUUAAAUUCUUUUCAUUAAAAUACAUCAUAAUGAAUUCUGGUAUUCCAAUUUUUCCAACUAUGAUCCCAAAUAUCGUAAAUCCAUUAUGGUUUAGUGUUGAUGAGCCUAAAAACGAAGAUACAGAGCUUAUACGAAUAGAAAGUAUCCACCAAAACUGGUUACUUACAUUAACAAAUAAAAUCAACGACAAAGACUUUCCAGUACCAAUUGGCAAAACGGCAACUGAAGUACAAGAUGAAGAAGAUGAAGAGGAUGAAGAAGAAGAGGUCAAUGCUUCAGAUGAUAGUGAAACCCAUGAUGAGGAAGAUGACGAUGUCGAAAUGGAUGUUACCAAUGCAUAUGAUCGAGAUUCACCCAUUUCUGUUUCUACUAGAUAAAAAUAAAUAAUAAUAGUUAUUGUUUUGAAUCAUCUAUAAUAAUGACAAAAAUUGUAUACUCAUUGCAAUAAUAUGUCAUUACUCAUUAAUUAUUAUAGUGCACAACUAAAUAAGUGUUAAAUACAUUUUUAAAAGUUGUUCAUGUAUCAUAUAUUUUACAAUUUUAAAAUAAAUAAUUAAUUGACCAAAAUGAAAAACAAUAACAACUACUGUAUAUAUUAUUAUUGUUACUUUUUUUAAUAAAUGAUUGUGUUAGAGACUUAAA
Aphis gossypii (cotton aphid) is the source of this 719-nucleotide messenger RNA. Its product is annotated as anaphase-promoting complex subunit 15. Bases 107 to 454 code for a protein of 115 amino acids. Lineage: Eukaryota; Metazoa; Arthropoda; Insecta; Hemiptera; Aphididae. The transcript has 3 exons. The record is from RefSeq and is a predicted model, not a curated record. Gene Ontology annotation, biological process: regulation of mitotic cell cycle spindle assembly checkpoint. Gene Ontology annotation, cellular component: anaphase-promoting complex.